Vidua chalybeata is the source of this 1700-nucleotide messenger RNA. RefSeq names its product serine/threonine-protein kinase PAK 1-like. Gene Ontology annotation, cellular component: cytoplasm. Gene Ontology annotation, molecular function: protein serine/threonine kinase activity; ATP binding. Gene Ontology annotation, biological process: regulation of actin cytoskeleton organization; regulation of MAPK cascade; intracellular signal transduction. The coding region runs from base 1 to 1608 and encodes 535 amino acids. The transcript is spliced from 9 exons. Lineage: Eukaryota; Metazoa; Chordata; Aves; Passeriformes; Viduidae. The record is from RefSeq and is a predicted model, not a curated record.
AUGGGUACAGCUUUUGCCAUUGGCUUUGGCAAGAAAACCUCCGGCGACGUGAAUUUCCCCGCACGCUCCCGGCGACGGGGCAGCCACCUCUGCCCUACCCACAGCAAGCGGGACGAGGCAGCGCUGCUCCGGCAGCGGCUCCUGCCCAGGCAGCGGCGGGAAGGAGAGCGCGGGCAGCCGCUCCCGCAGCGCCCUCGGCCCAGGGCCACCACGGGCCGGACACGGCACAAGCAAGCCGCCGCAGCCCCCUGCCGCCCCCUCCGCCCGCAGCGAGCCCCGAGCCCCCGCAGAACCCAGCGCGGCUCCCACCUGCGCCGGGGCCGCCUCCCAGCUCCGCCAAUGCCGCCUCCCCGGCCUCCGGCCGCUGCCGCCGCUCCCGGGCCCGCACAGACGCUCCGCCAAUGGCGCCGCUGCCCAGCCAGGGCCGCCCUCAGGCCGCCAGCGGGGCCGUGCUUCGCCCCUCUUUCACCAAUCAGCGCGCCACAACCACGACUGACGGCACAGCCGGCCAAUCGCAGCGAGGGGCGGGCUCUGCACACGGCACCGCCUCGCCCCGCGCUCUCAGGGCCCCCCGGGCUGUGCGAGGGCAAAGCCGCAGCUGAGGAACAGCCCUGGAACGGGCCCGGGCCCGGGCCGGCAUCCAGCGGAAACACAAACAAACUUCUCCGCACCUCCCGACACGGCUUUCCCGGCCCUGCGCCUUCGCUGCCUCCGCCUCUGCGGCAGCUGUGGUCUCCUGUCUGGGCUGGCUUUCACUGCCAGGGCCUAAAGCGCUGCCUCUUUCUUCUCUGCUGUUUUGUCUCCAGGGCUUUCAGAACCGUUUCUGAAGGACUCGACAGGGCCACAGGAGGAGAGGUGGCCAUAAAGAAAAUGAGUCUCAGAGGGCAGAACAGGGAACGAGCGGUGAAUGAGCUCCUGCUCCUGAAGGACAAGAAGAACCCCAACAUUGUCAACUCUUUGGACAGCUUCCUUGUUGAUGGAGAUCUCUGGCUGGUGAUGGAAUACAUGGGUGGAGGAACUUUGCAGGACGUUGUCAGACAGACAUGCAUGGCUGAAGGAGAGAUGGCAGCUGUCAGUCGAGAGUGUCUGCAGGGCCUGGAUUUCCUCCAUGCGAGCCGGGUGAUCCACAGAGAUCUGAAGAGCUCCAAUCUCCUUCUGGGUAUAGACGGCUCUGUCAAGCUGACUGAUUUUGGCCUCUGCGCUCAGCUCAGCCCUGAGCAGGACCAGCACAGCUCCAUGGUGGGCACUGCUCACUGGAUGGCCCCAGAAGUUGUCACCAGUUCUCCUUAUGGCCCCAAGGUGGACAUCUGGUCCUUUGGCAUUGUGACCAUCGAGAUGGUGGAAGGAGAACCUCCUUACUUCAAAGAAACGAGGGCCAUGGCCCGUGCUCUAAUCCGGCAGAACGGGACCCUGCAGCUGCAGGAGCCCAGGCGCCUGUCAGCUCUGCUGCGGGACUUCCUCGAGUGCAGCCUGGAGCCGGACGAGGAGCGGCGCUGGUCUGCCCAGGAGCUGCUGCAGCACCCAUUUUCAUCAUCAGCCAAGCCUCUCUCCAGCCUGACCCCUCUGAUCACCGCAGCCAAGCAACUGAGGGAGCAGCGGAGGAGAUGAAGCACUGGAGGACAGCUUUUAGUUACAGUAGCUAGUUAGGACAACUAGUUAGUUAUGGUAGUUAGCACUGCUAGUUGGUUAUGGUAGAUAGG